Messenger RNA from Monascus purpureus, 2041 nucleotides. NCBI's taxonomy places the organism in Eukaryota, Fungi, Ascomycota, Eurotiomycetes, Eurotiales, Aspergillaceae. The record is from the annotation of a GenBank genome assembly.
AUGGGCAGCGAUAUCAAGAACCGACAGAAAUUCAUCAACUAUCCAGAGCCUAGAAGAGGCCCGGAUGUCCCGUACCAGAAUAAGAGGAAGCAGAACCCUGCGCUGAGGGGGUUUAUCUUGCCCGUCGCAGCUUUCCUGAUGGAAUGGGUUCUGUUCCUGCCCCAGUACUUCUGGCGUAAUGCGGGCUUUGACUGUCUGCGCAAGAUUCGCGAAGAUAUCCAAACAUACGAGUCCAGAUUCGAUCCCACCGUGAUUCCGAUCGAGGAUCCCUUCGAUGACAGCAACGUUGAUCGCGACCAUUCCGGGAAUGGGGAGGGUCCAACCGAUCCCGCACUCUGGUCGCGGAACAGUAACCCGUCCGCCAGAUACUACUCGGUCGCGGACUAUCAUUCUCUGUAUAAAUCCGGAGAAUUGACGCCCACGGCUGUCGCUGAGGCUAUUAUCCCCUUGAUUCGCCGGGACAUUUCACCUGCGAGCGAGUACUCGACUGCCUGGUUCGAUUGCCAGGUUGAUCGAGUGCUGGUCGCAGCUGAAGCCUCCACUCGACGAUACCGGGAAAACCGCUCCUUGGGACUGUUAGAUGGUGUCCCGACUGCCGUGAAGGAUGAAUACGAUCUCGAUGGCUACAGGUCCUGCCUGGGCUCCUUGAACGAUUACACUGGCGAAGUGACUUCCGAAGGAUCCAUUACCAGUUGGUGCGCGAGGAAGAUGGAGGAAGCUGGAGCCAUCAUUCUCGGGAAGCUCUCCAUGCAUGAAUUUGGACUAGAUACAACGGGGACCAAUAUCCAUUACGGAACACCAACAAAUCCACAUAACCCCAACUACUACACCGGAGGAAGCUCGUCCGGCUGUGCCUACGCCGUAAGUGCCGGCCUGGUGCCCGUGGCAUUGGGGAGCGAUGGUGGUGGAAGCGUUCGCAUUCCGUCGUCCUUUUGCUCUAUUAUGGGUUUGAAGCCCACACACGGCCGGCUCUCGCAUCAUCCGGGAGUCAAUCAUGCAAAUACAGUCUCGGUAAAUGGGCCACUCGCUGCUGACAUACGCUCUCUGUCCGCUAUCUACCAUGUGGCAGCGAUGCCACAUUCCUCUUCUGCAUUCCCGUCUCCAUCGCCCCUUUGUCUGUCUCCUUCCCUGGGACGGCCUAAGGUGCUCGGAAUACCAAAGGCAUGGUUUGCCCAGGCGGCCCCACGCGUGCAGGAACUAUGUCAAUCACUUCUGGACCGACUUGUCUCGGUGCAUGGCUACACUCUUAUUCCCAUAGAGAUUCCGUUUCUGGUGGAAGGUCAGGCUGCGCACGCUAUCACCAUCCUCACAGACGCAGCUGCUCUCCUUCCAGAAACCAGUAGAUUCACGGCAGCGAAUCGGAUUCUCCUCGCCCUAGGAAGAGCAACACCGGCCACAGAUUAUCUGCUUGCCCAGAAGCUUCGUCAGCUCCUCAUGCGACACCUCGCAUACCUGUGGGAGAAAUAUCCCGGCAUGGUGAUCGUAACGCCCACGACCGGUUGCGCGGGGUGGCGCAUCAAAAGCAAGUCAGAGCUCAUCUAUGGAGUCAGCGAUGGAGACCAGACGCUCCGAGCGAUGGAAUACGUUUGGCUAGCCAAUUUCACGGGCAUCCCCGCCAUCACCGUACCGGCAGGGUUUGCAGAGGGGCAAAGCGCCGAGGAAGGACAAGUUCCUGUCGGGCUGAUGGCGGCAGGUGAAUGGGGCAGCGAGGAUCAAUUGUUACAAUGGGGUUUGGAUGCUGAAGAUGUAGGCAAUGAACGGUAUUCGCGGCCGCCUAUCUGGGUUGACGUUGUUGCGAGGGCAAAGGAGCAGAUGAAGAAAGCUCCGGCGGCUGAUGAACCUCGCGCCUAGUGUAACGUGAUCCACAAGCGAGUGUAAUGGAGGUAUAUCGUUGGUUGUUAUUAGCUAGAUAGGCCUACGUGGUGAAAAGGGUCAGCGAGGGCGGAACUAUACGGCAUAAUCCCACGUGAUCCAACAGAGUGACGCAGCCACCGCUUUUUUUCGCGUCUCAAUUAUUUCAAAUACUACAACUAUCCACUAU